Messenger RNA from Oppia nitens, 2972 nucleotides. RefSeq names its product piwi-like protein 1. Gene Ontology annotation, cellular component: P granule. Gene Ontology annotation, molecular function: protein binding; piRNA binding. The record is from RefSeq and is a predicted model, not a curated record. The coding region runs from base 220 to 2814 and encodes 864 amino acids. Lineage: Eukaryota; Metazoa; Arthropoda; Arachnida; Sarcoptiformes; Oppiidae. Gene Ontology annotation, biological process: regulatory ncRNA-mediated gene silencing. The transcript is spliced from 8 exons.
AUAUUAGUCAUUGAAAAAGCAUUGACUAAAAAAAAAAUUUUUUUUUUUUGGUUUUUUUUGUAAAACAUUUUACGUUAGUAUUUGAAAGUUAACGACAAAAAAGUCGUCCAUUUUUUUUGUUGGUGGUAUUAGUUGGCCAUAAAAAUCAAAUUGAUUGUUGGGAUCAAACUUGUGGUUUUUUAUAUAAGCUUUUGGUUUCAUCAAAGAUAGACACAGACAAUGGAUCCGCCCGUCGGAGCUCCCGGUCGUUCACGCGGUCGGGCCAGAGGCCGAGCACAGCCGGCCGUACCGCAAGGUGCCGAAGAGGCACUGGGUUCGGGUAUGCUGGCCAUGCGUAUUGGCGGCGAUGAUGGCAAUGGCAACGGUAACGGUAAUGGCAGCAAUGGUAACGGCAACGGCAAUGGUAACGGUAAUGGCAAUGGAAAUGGAGAUAAUGGUGACGGAGCUGUUAGAGGAAGAGGUGGCUACCGAAGCUUGAAUGUUGAACUGGAUACCCGUCCCCGGGGUGUUCCCGAAGAUCGCUAUUACGGUACUACUGGCCAAGAGAUAACAUUAAUGAGCAAUUAUUUUCGUCUGACACCGCCGAAAGACAUUGUGGUCAACAAUUUUCAUGUCAAAUUUGAGCCGCAAAUUGAGGCGCCGCAACUUCGCCGCAAACUCGUCCAAUCGAUUCCCGACUUGUUUGGCAAAGCUUUCACAUUCGAUGGUAUGUCCAAUAUUAAGACUUUGGUGUCCAAUCGCGAAGAACAACAACACUUUGUCAAACAUCCGUCGACUGACGAAAACAUUCAGAUUACCAUUCAGUUUACCGAAGAAGUUCCCUGGGGUUCGAUGGAAAUGCUUCGGCUAUUCAAUACAAAUAUGCGAAAGUAUAUGCGUUUUAUCGGUUGGGUAUUGAUUGGCCGUAACUAUUAUAAUGAUGCGGCCGGCCAAAUACUUGCCGAACAUAAGUUGCGUAUAGUUCCCGGUGCUAUAACUGCCGUCAACCAACACCAGGAGGACAUACUAAUGGUUGUCGAUUCAUCGACUAAACUGUUGCGUACGGAAACGGUAAUGCAGAUGAUGAUGGAUAUUCGUCGGCGAUCGGGUGGCGGCGAUUGGAUGGCCGAAGCUAAACGAGAAAUAUGCGGUAUGAUUGUACUGACCAAAUACAACAAUCGUACGUAUAAGAUCAACGAUAUCAGUACUGGCCAGGGAUUUACGCCCGAAGACUAUCGGUUUGAUUGUCGCGGCCGUAACAUUAAUCUGAUGGAGUAUUAUAAACAAGUUUACAAUAUAACUAUUGGUCAGCCGAAACAACCGCUGAUUGAAGUAUUGCCGACUGCACGCGAUCGCCGAUCGGGUCGUACGCAAACAUUUUAUUUGAUACCCGAACUAUGUUUUCUGACCGGUCUAUCCGAGCGUAUGGCCAACGAUCAGAAUUUGAAACGCCGUAUAGCGGAUGUAUCGAGACUCAAACCGACCGAUCGGGUCAGUAAUUUGCAACGAUUUAUAUCCGAUGUUAUGACACAUCCGAAAGUUAUCGAAGAUUUGCCCGUUUGGGGUGUCAAAUACGAUACCCAAUUGCUAAAGGUCAAGGGUCGUAUAUUGGAUUGCGAAUCGAUUUAUAUGGGUCAGGAUCAGGUGGGCGUGAAAUUUACGCAAAAAGCGGGCGAUUUUGGCCGAGAAAUCCGAUCGAAAUCGAUGUUCAAGACGGUCACUUUGGGCCGCUGGCUGAUUAUGUCCACUCAACGUGACCAGGGUCAUGUGGACACUUUUUUGCAAACUAUGCGCAAAGUUUGUACGCCAUUGGGUUUUACUUAUCAAAAUCCCCGAAUGGAAACCCUACCGGACGAUCGUGUGGGUACAUGGGUUAACAAAUGUCAGGACGCCCAACAAAAAUCGGCCGAAAUGGUUGUCUGUAUUGUACCCAAUAAUAAUAAGGAACGGUAUGAUGCCAUCAAAAAGAUGUGUUAUUGCGAAAAGCCGAUUGCAUCCCAGGUUAUUUUGGCGAAAAAUUUUCUGAAAACAUCGGGCGUAAUGUCUAUCGUAACGAAAGUAGCCAUGCAAAUGGCCACGAAAAUGGGCGGCGAACCGUGGGCUCUGAAAAUACCGCCAAAAAAUCUGAUGGUUGUCGGCUACGAUACCUAUCACGAUAGCGCUCAUGGAUCUCGACGAUCGGCCGGUGCUUUUGUUUGUUCGCUAAACGCUACGUUGACUGCCUGGCACUCGAGGGUCAAGUUUCACGAGAAUACCGAAGAAAUGUCAUCAAAUUUUGCCUAUAAUCUACAAGAGGGUAUCAAACAAUGGUACACUGUUAACGGUAAUCAAUUGCCCAACAAGAUUGUCAUCUAUCGGGACGGUGUCGGCGAAGGUAUGAUUGAACACGUGUUUGAACACGAAGUCCGCCAGGUGUUGGACGCACUCAAAAAGGUCAAUCCGGGCUCACCGCCGGCGCUGGCCUUUAUCAUUGUAACCAAACGUGUUAAUGCCCGCUUUUUUACCGGUCCGCAACCGGAUAAUCCGAUUCCCGGCACUGUCAUCGACAAGACGGUUACCCGAUUGAAUCGUUACGAUUUCUAUUUGAUUUCGCAAUCCGUACGCCAGGGAACAGUAGCACCGACUAUGUAUAACAUUAUCUACGAUACGUCCGGAUUUAAAACGGAAAACCAUCAAAUGUUGGCCUAUAAGUUGACUCAUUUGUACUACAAUUGGCAGGGAACUAUUCGGGUGCCGGCGCCGUGUCAAUACGCCCACAAGUUGGCCUUCCUAACGGGUACCAGUUUGCACCGGGAGCCAAGCGCUUCAAUGGGUUCAAAACUUUUCUAUCUCUAAAUGAAUGACUGACUGGCUGGCCAUACGAGAUGCCGACGACACCGAUUAUGAUGAGUCCAUUAAAAACUAAAAAAUUAAUUUCACAUUAAUUAUAUAUUUCAUUUGAUUUUUGUUUAUUUUAAUUACAAUUAUUAUUAUUAUUAAUACAAUUUUUGACA